Messenger RNA from Rattus rattus (black rat), 2783 nucleotides. It is a transcript of the gene Stk3, whose product is annotated as serine/threonine kinase 3. Gene Ontology annotation, cellular component: cytoplasm. Lineage: Eukaryota; Metazoa; Chordata; Mammalia; Rodentia; Muridae. The record is from RefSeq and is a predicted model, not a curated record. Gene Ontology annotation, molecular function: protein serine/threonine kinase activity; ATP binding. Gene Ontology annotation, biological process: protein phosphorylation; intracellular signal transduction; regulation of MAPK cascade.
AGGCCACGGCCCAGGGGCGGGGCGGCCGGGAGGAACCGCGUUCUGGAGCGGGAGGGAGAUCCGCCGCGGAGUUACGGGAAAGUUGGUCCGAGUUCUCGGGAGUUUCCCGGUGUGGUCCCUUGCGUUCGGCCGGCUGCUCCCAGGCUCCUUUCCUUCCUACGGCCUUCACGGUCCAUUCGGUCCCUCUUUCUGCCACCGGCGGCCAUGGAGCAGCCGCCGGCGCCCAAGAGUAAGCUAAAAAAGCUGAGUGAAGACAGUUUGACUAAGCAGCCUGAAGAAGUCUUUGAUGUUUUGGAGAAGCUUGGAGAAGGCUGCAUUUGAGUUGACAAACCGUCUUAUGGAAGUUUUUAAAGCAAUACAUAAGGAAUCUGGUCAAGUUAUUGCAAUUAAGCAAGUACCUGUUGAGUCAGAUCUUCAGGAAAUAAUCAAAGAAAUUUCCAUAAUGCAACAAUGUGACAGCCCUUACGUGGUGAAGUACUAUGGCAGUUACUUUAAGAACACAGACCUCUGGAUUGUUAUGGAGUACUGUGGAGCCGGGUCCGUUUCAGACAUAAUUAGAUUACGAAACAAGACAUUAACGGAAGAUGAAAUUGCAACUAUUCUAAAAUCCACGUUGAAAGGAUUAGAAUAUUUGCAUUUUAUGAGGAAAAUACACAGAGAUAUAAAAGCUGGGAAUAUUCUCCUCAAUACAGAAGGACAUGCAAAGCUUGCAGAUUUUGGAGUGGCUGGCCAGUUAACAGACACGAUGGCAAAACGCAAUACUGUAAUAGGAACCCCGUUUUGGAUGGCUCCCGAGGUAAUUCAAGAAAUAGGUUACAACUGUGUGGCUGACAUCUGGUCCCUUGGCAUUACGUCUAUAGAAAUGGCAGAAGGAAAACCUCCUUAUGCUGAUAUACAUCCAAUGAGGGCUAUUUUUAUGAUUCCUACAAACCCACCACCAACAUUCAGGAAACCUGAGCUCUGGUCUGACGACUUCACGGAUUUUGUGAAGAAGUGCUUGGUGAAGAGUCCUGAGCAGAGGGCCACUGCCACCCAGCUGUUACAGCAUCCUUUCAUCAAGAAUGCGAAGCCCGUGUCGAUAUUGAGAGAGCUGAUCACGGAAGGCAUGGAAAUCAAGGCCAAGCGGCAUGAGGAGCAGCAGCGAGAGCUGGAGGACGAGGAGGAAAACUCGGAUGAAGAUGAGCUGGAUUCGCACACUAUGGUGAAGACUAGUUCAGAAGGUGUGGGCACAAUGCGGGCCACCAGCACGAUGAGUGAAGGGGCCCAGACCAUGAUUGAACACAACAGCACCAUGCUAGAGUCGGACCUGGGGACCAUGGUGAUAAACAGUGAGGAUGAAGAGGAGGAAGACGGAACCAUGAAAAGAAAUGCAACGUCACCCCAAGUACAAAGACCUUCUUUCAUGGACUACUUUGAUAAGCAGGACUUCAAGAACAAGAGUCAUGAAAAUUGUGAUCAGAGCAUGCGUGAGCCAUGCCCUAUGUCAAACAAUGUUUUUCCUGACAACUGGAGAGUUCCUCAAGACGGAGACUUUGAUUUUUUAAAAAAUCUAAGUUUAGAAGAACUACAGAUGCGGCUAAAAGCACUGGACCCCAUGAUGGAACGAGAAAUAGAAGAACUGCAUCAAAGAUACAGUGCGAAAAGACAGCCCAUCCUGGAUGCCAUGGAUGCCAAAAAGAGGAGGCAGCAGAAUUUCUGACCAGAUCCCUUCUGUCUCUGUGUGACCAGAGACCAAGCAACACAGGAAUUGAAGGAACUGUAAUACUUUUUAAUCCCUAAAAUGUAUACUCUACAAUUUUUUUUAGAAGUCAAAAAUGAUGGUACACACCUAGAUAAAUUUCCCAAAAGCAAACUUUGCAGUUGUGUCCUCGCUGACGUCGGUUUAAAAGGAUGAGAACAAUACACAUGCGCACCUCUCUCUCUGCCAGCCGUUACCUGCAACAGAACCAACCUGCGAUUGAAGCCGCCUGUGGAGCCGGAGUCCAGCGCCAUUGCUUAGGGCUCACAGCACUGCAGGGCUUGUGUUGCCCUGAUCUUCCUUCCUGUGGAGAAGCCUAUUUAUUGACCCCCUAGGUAGACUUAUUUAUUUAUGCAGCUUUUUUUUUUUUUUUUUGGUUUUUCUAAAGAAAAGAUCAGGAUAGUUUUGGUGAAUGUCCAGACACAAAGCAGAUUGUAACACACAACCAAAUUGUACACUAAGCAGGGAGCUAUGGGUGUAUUCCUUUAUCUCCAAUAAAAAUAAAGCCAUAAUGUCCACAUGGACCAGACAAUUUUAUAAGUGUUAAUUCUUGAUUUUGAUAUUGGUACAAAUAAAAUAUAUAUACAUAGGUCAAAAAGAGUUAUACAGUGUAAAACCAAAGAAAUCAAUGAAUUUUUGCACCAAAAAAGUGUGGGAAAUAUUUUUUAAGACAUGAAACCCGAGAAGACGGUGCAGUCGUUAAUGUGUCCUUUAUUGGUCUGUAGUAACUUCAAGUUCAUUCUAUGGGACAUGCUUCUGUCACAGGGCUUUUGUUGACUUCAUUCAUCUCCUGGGAAUUGGUAAGCAUCAUGUAUCUGACAAUAAAGCAGUAAUAUGUUUAUACUAAAACUGUGUGUCCUUAGGGCCUAAAAAAUGAAAGCAUUAGAAAAAGGCUCCUUUCUGAGAAGCAUUAGCAUUUGUGUAAUUGACCUGGGACCAGUCAUUUCCUGCACUACACAUGGCCAUUUUGAUAUCGUGUUCUUUUAUGUGUUAAUUACUAUGUGUGCAUCACAAAGACAAAUAAAUUCCACUGUGCCACCCAGAA